Messenger RNA from Anopheles funestus (African malaria mosquito), 1074 nucleotides. Its product is annotated as 37 kDa salivary gland allergen Aed a 2-like. The transcript has 4 exons. The coding region runs from base 71 to 1018 and encodes 315 amino acids. Lineage: Eukaryota; Metazoa; Arthropoda; Insecta; Diptera; Culicidae. Gene Ontology annotation, molecular function: odorant binding. Gene Ontology annotation, biological process: sensory perception of smell. The record is from RefSeq and is a predicted model, not a curated record.
UAAAAGAACCAGCUGUAUCACUUCGUGAUGAGUCGCGAUAGAAACAGUGAAACAGUUUAAAGUUGUUGUAAUGAUCAUUGGCGCAGUGCUACUAUCAAUUCUCGCUCACCUCAUUGUGCAAGCAUCACAACCAUGGAAAGCAUUAGAUCCAGAACAAACCCUGUACGUGUACAAGCGCUGUUAUGAAGAUCAUCUUCCAACAGGAUCGAACAGAAAGACUUACCUGGCAUCUUGGAAUGAUUGGAAGUUGGAACCCAAUGAUGCUAUUACCCAAUGUUACGCAAAAUGUGUUAUGGUUGGACUGCAACUCUACGAUGAGAAGGAAAAUGCGUUUAAGUCCGAGAGGAUUCCUGUUCAACAUGAAGCGUACAAAUCGCUAAACCAGGCCGAUUCCAGGGAAGUCUCCGAGUAUCAGAAAUCCCUGGCCGCUAGCAAUCCAGGAACAGGGAGCUGUAUCGAGCUGUACAACGCAUAUUUACCAGUACAUAAUCGAUUCGUGGAUUUGUCCCGUAAACUAUAUCACGGUACGGUGGAAGGUGCUGCUAGAAUUUAUGCCGCAAUGCCCCAAAUCAAGCAGAAAGGUGAAUCGUACCAUGCAUACUGUGAAAAGCGUGCUUGGAAUGGGAAGAAAAAGUUUGAUAUGCAGAAAGCCCGCAAUUACAUACUUACUGGCAGUCCGGAAAUAAAGAAGGCGAUCGAUUGUAUCUUCCGUGGAUUGCGAUAUAUGGAUGAUACUGGUUUGAAGGUUGAUGAGAUCGUACGAGAUUUUAAUCUGAUCAACAAGAGUGAACUGGAACCCGAGGUUCGAUCAGUGUUGGCAGCCUGUCCUGCAAUAAGGGCGUACGAAUUUUAUGCCUGUUUGCUUACCAGCCGCUUAAGGGAAGACUUCAAGAAGGCGUUCGAUUUCCAUGAACUUCGUUCUGCGGACUACGCAUAUCUGCUGCGGGGAAAAGUCUACGAAGGUCCCGAAAAAGUUAAGGAGGAAAUGCAGAAACUAAACACUACCGUGCAUUUCUAGAGCGUUUGUGACAAAAAUAUUGAUUGAAAACAAAACACGAUCAGCAUUAAACAAAA